Metarhizium acridum CQMa 102 is the source of this 708-nucleotide messenger RNA. RefSeq lists its product as uncharacterized. Lineage: Eukaryota; Fungi; Ascomycota; Sordariomycetes; Hypocreales; Clavicipitaceae. The record is from RefSeq and is a predicted model, not a curated record.
AUGUGGGCCGCAAAGAUGAGGAAGCUGGCAAACGAUGAAAGCUUGAGCGAGGAGACGUGGAGCCUCCUUGUCCAGAACGCCGAAGAGAAGAUUGAUUUUGUAGAAGCUAGGCUGCAAAAGGUGCGCAAGAGCCAGAUUCUUGAAAUUCAACGGGCUGAGAAAUGGCUGCGGGACUUUGCAUCGACGACUCUCCAACUGCUACAUGGAGAAGAGGACUUUGAGGAUGGCGAUUCUUGUGAUACAUAUGACGAAGACGAGUCCAUGACGGGACUGGAAGGAGAGCAGCCCGGAGUCUCUCACCAGGUUGAUUUCCCCAUGCAAGAUGCCGAGCCCGAACAAGACGGUCAGGAACAGGAACAAGAGCAGCACGACAGCGUGAUGGGAGAUCAACUGGAAAUAUCCCCAGAGCCAAGCCACAACAAAUACAGGGCAGACAAGCUGGCUCAACUUGAGAACCUGCUCCUGGCUAAAAAGCACGACUUGAUCAUCGUUCGAGAUGCAUCUCGGACCGCCCAGGGCCAGCUGGACGGGAAGUUGCAGCAGGCAGAUGCGGCUCCUAAUGAUGACUUGCGGCCUUGCAGCUCGGUUCCUGCCUCCAGCCUUGCCACAAUGCCAGCUGACCAAACGCAAACGCUCGCCCAACAGCGUAGUGCUUCACCAGCUGUCCCUGUUUUUAGAGGGGCAUUUUUGUUUGGGAGGCGUGCCUGA